CUGAUUGCAUGUAAUUCUACCUGCGUUGCUGUGUUCGACGCCAGUGUUUCUGCAAGGUUAAAAAAAAGUGAUGCCAGCAUCCGCACGUAGAGAGAGAGAGAGAAAGAGAGGGAGCGAGAGCUGGAGGGGGGGACAUCCGUGUUUUGAAAUUGGAAUAUCAGCUGGAGUGACUCAACAAUGUGUUGAAACGUCUCUGCUCUCCUCUUGCCUUGUGUGUAAAAAGUAAGGGAUUUAAAGUGAGGAGGCCACGGACGCUCCUGUUACCGGCCCGUGACCUUCCAGAGUCCAGGAUGAACGCGGCAGAGCAGACGGUAACGUGGCUCAUCACGCUCGGGGUCCUGGAGUCUCCCAAGAAAAGCAUCUCUGAUCCAGAGGCUUUCCUUCAGACGUCUCUGCAGGACGGGGUCGUGCUGUGCAGGCUGCUGGAGCGACUGAGACCGGGGACGACGGACAAAUUUUUCCAGGAGCCGAGGACCGACGGGGAACGUCAAAGGAACAUUAGCGAGUUCAUCAAAGGUUGCGGGGCUUUCGGCGUGGAGCCUUUUGAGGUCAAUGACCUCUUUCAGGGACUCAGCUUCCCCAAGGUCCUAAACUCCCUGGUUGCGCUGAACAAAGCCACUGAAGAAUCAGGUUCCAACUUGUGUGUCCCACGCUCCGCCACACUGAGGAUUAAAUCUUUCGAUUCGCUGAACAGUCAAAGUCGCUCGUCCAAAUUGCCGCCACCUCAGUACCACAGCCUCGACAUGUCGGAGGGAAGUGGGUGUGGCCAUUUUCUGGUCAAGGCACGCUUCGCCUUCCAGCAGACAAAUGAGGACGAACUGUCUUUCUCCAAGGGCGACAUCAUCAGUGUGAGCAGGCAGGAGGAGGGGGGCUGGUGGGAAGGUUCACUCAAUGGCAAGAGUGGCUGGUUCCCCAGUAACUACGUGCGGGAGCUGAAAGGAAAUGACAAAGCAGCUGACAAACCAAAGUCCGGGACGUUGAGAAGUCCUCCAAAAGGUUUUGACACAUCUAUCAUCAGUAAAACCUACUACAAUGUCGUUUUACAGAACAUCCUGGAAGCAGAGAGCGAAUAUUCAAGGGAGCUACAAAGUCUUCUGGUGUCAUACCUGCGCUCCCUCCAACCCACCGACAGGCUGAGCAGCGUCGACAUCAGCCACAUUCAAGGAAAUCUAGAGGAGAUCUCGACCUUCCAGCAGAUGUUGGUUCAGUCCUUGGAGGAGCAUACAAAGCUUCCAGAAUGCCAGCAAAGGAUCGGAGGCUUUUUCCAGAGUCUAAUGCCCCAGAUGAAGACCCUUUAUGUGGCCUACUGCGCAAACCAUCCAUCUGCUGUCAAUGUGCUGACUCAGCAAAGCGAGGAGCUGGGGGAGUACAUGGAGUCCAGGGGGGCAUCCAGUCCGGGGAUUCUGACUCUGACCACCAGUUUGAGUAAACCCUUCACUCGGCUGGAGAAAUACCCCGCCCUUCUGAAGGAACUGGACAGACACAUGGAGGACCAGCACCCAGACAGAGGUGACCUCCAAGCUUCUAUGACGUCAUUCCAAAGCCUUGCCGCUGUGUGCCAAGAAACGAGGAAAAAGAAGGAUCUGGAGUUACAGAUUUUAACUGAGCCAAUCAGGAACUGGGAGGGCGACGACAUCAAGACCCUCGGCCCUGUUCUUCACAUGUCCCAGGCUGCCGUCUGCUCUCAGAACUGUCAGGGGUCCAGCGAGCGUUACCUUGUGCUCUUCCCUCACACGCUGCUCUUCCUUUCUGCAAGUCUGAGGAUGAGUGGAUUCAUCUACCAGGGGAAGAUGCCACUGUCGGGCAUGCUGAUCUCCAGGAUAGAAGAUGGGGAAAACCUGAGGAAUGCUUUUGAAAUUUCUGGUUCGCAGUGUGAGCGGAUGCAGGUGGCGUGCAACAAUCAGCAGGAUCUACUGGACUGGCUGGACCUUCUCACCAAACACACACACACUCCUGCUGCACACGCACACAAGCCUCAGUCUGUGUGUCACACAUUGCCCUCCCUGCCCGCCACCCCUUCCAGACACUCAGAGUCUUGUGGCGGCGGCAGCGGACACACCUACCACACCCUCCCCCAUCCUUCCACGUGCGGGCCGCUGGAGCCACCGAGUGCCCCAAACCCCUGGAGCAUGAGCUGCCUUCGUCCGGCACCUCCUCUGCGGCCGUCUGCUGCCCUUUCCAACAAGGAGGAUAUGAGCAAGAGUCCAAAAAAUAUGAAGAAGCUGCUUCCCAAGAGGAAGCCUGAAAGGAAACCCUCGGAAGAGGACUUCACCAUCAGAAAGAGUACAGCAGCCCUCGAGGAGGACGCCCAGAUACUAAAAGUGAUUGAGGCGUACUGUACGAGCGCCAAGACGAGACAGACUCUCAACUCCACUUUCAGCUCUAACGAGGCUUUUCUCUCCUCUCCCACGUUUUUUUCCACCUCCACCCUUUCUGUGCAUUAUUAUUUCUCACUUUCUGCCCAUUAUGAUUAUUACACAAAUAUUUUUUACUUCAUUUUGUCCUGCACCCCAACAUCUGCGGUUUGUGUUCCUGCUAUCGCUGCACCCGCACCGUUGUCCCACCGCUGGUGGCUGUAUGGGGCAGCCUGGCAAGGGACUGAUCUCAUGCACAACCAUGUGCUCGCCGACUCCAGCCUCCUGGCGACCGGCAUCCCGGGUAACCUGCCGUGCUCCGACCAGUCAGAGGACUCGGAUUAUGACAGUAUCUGGACCGCCGCUAGUUACAGGACCGCUUCGUUUUCUCGCUCCAGCAGGAGGGACGUCCACAUGCUGUUCCCAGAGGAGGAGAAGAUCAUAGUGGAGGAAACGAGGAGUAACGGACAAACUGUGAUGGAAGAGAGGAGCCUGGUGGACACCGUGUACAGUUUGAGAGACGAGGUCCAGGAGCUCAAACAGGACAACAAGAGGAUGAAGAGGACUUUAGAGGAGGAGCAGCGAGCCAGGAAAGAGCUGGAGAGGAUCAUCAGGAGAGUUCUGAAGAACAUGAAUGACCCGACCUGGGAUGAGACCAACCUCUGACACGCAAAGAGCGUUUCGCCUUCUCGUCGGGACUCAUCCCAAACGACUAGUGAUCUAGUCGGUAAGAUGACGUCAAAUCCUGUUGUUCCUUCUGGUUUGUUUGCGUUCUCAAAACCAAAGCAAUACGAUACUGGACAUGAUUCUUAUGAUGCCAAUUAUGUCAUUUAACAGAUACUGGGGUUUUUUUGUAUUGUGAUUGUUUUUUUACGCUGUACUUUUUUGUAACACAUCAUUUUUUCAGUAUUAAGAUUGUUUGUCAUCAACAUUCCUUGAUCCCAAACUAUUAAGCUUAGCAAUAUCAGCCAUAAAUGAAACACCUGUCACAUUGAAAACCUCUAUUAACCUCUAUUAUUCCUAAUUAUUGUGUUUAAUUGUGGCGAUUCUCACAUCCCUAUUUAUGUCACCAGCGUGUCAGCAAAUGUGAAAUAAAGUGAUAACUCCACUGAUUAAACAGGUCUGGUUAGUUUAAUCUUGGUAGGUUUUGGUUUAGUCUAGCGUUAUUUUUGUUUUCUAAAUACGUGACAUAGCUGUCAUCGAGAAUGCAAUUAGAAUAGCUAUCACCCUUUUCCGAUAUCGCUAACAUAUUCUGUACUUACUUAUUUCUACCACUAGAUGUUGUAAAAUUACGGAGCCUUGCGUAAGUUGAGGUUGUAGACAUCUUAUAUUGCCUUAUCGCAUGUGCUCGAUCGUACAACGCUGCGCAACUUUACUGCGCACGCUAUGGCAAUGGAGAAGGAACAUUACAGAAUCACCGCUUCUUGCACACAACUUGCACAGUACAUGACAGAUGUCACCACGUAUUUCCUAUUCAUUCUUCACGAGGUCUGUAAUUUUUUCGCUUAAGCACUGGCCUGUUUUUGUUUGGGGUCGACAAGGUGAUUCGACACUAAGUAAAUACACAGCCAGUUAUGCCCACAGCGACGCUAAUAAUCAUACUUUUUACUCGUUGGAUGAUUUGUCUACCGUUGUAUUUUGAACUUCCGCCUGCAGGACGUGUUACGACGAUGUUGCCUGAGUGUUGCCGAGCGGACCGGAAGCUAUUCCGCGCUGAUUUUUUUUCCCCCAAAUUAAAGUUACAUUUGAAAAAUACGGGUGUCUUUUAAAAUGAAUGGUGACGAGAAAGAAGGACAAAAACGGGAUUUUCCCCAUGAAAACUAGCUACGUGGUGGCCGUGAAAAAUUUCUGCGCCAAUUUAUUCUCCGCCACUGGCCGUGACCACCAUAGACAUAUAUAGACGCCGCAUCGAGUGCGUUUUUUCCACUGCUGCGAUACGUCAACGUCGCCGCCAUAUUGGAUGUGUCAAGGCUGCGCUAUAAAUGAAUACAAGUAUAUGUACUUUUCAUAAAGCGCCUUUCUACAAAGAAAUUUUACUUAAUAUGUAGUUAGUAUAUGGAUGUAUAACCGAGAGUCCCUGCAUUAAUUUACAGCGCAGCCUUGACAUAUCCAAUAUGGCGGCGACGUUGACGUACGGCUCAGCGCUCGAUGCGGCGUCCACUUAUACUUGUAUAUGGCUAUGGUAGCCACCCCACUGGCCAUCUAGACAUUUCAGGUAUCAACUUAUUUUCACCCCUAUGUGAUUAAUGGUUUCACCUUGGCCACCCUAAACAAAAAAUUCUGCCUCCGCCACUGUUGACAGGUGUAUUGUCAAGAUCACCAUUUCGUGUACUAGAUGUCACCCUGUCUUUUAGUAAUAAAGAAGCGUGUUUGUAGUCAAAUGUGUGUACUGUUCUGGUUCGCCUACUAAUAAAACAUCGAAGUUUGUUUUGUGAUGCUAGUUAGCCAUCUCUCUCAAGCACAUUGUCUUCUUCAUCUGUGCUUGUCGUCAGUGUCCAAGUAAUGCCAUCUACUGGUAGCUAGUAGCUAGCACACGUAUCAUGCCGGUGUAUGAAUGAAUGUGUAUUCAACGACUUUGUUUUCUGGCCUGAUGAAA
This is a messenger RNA of Dunckerocampus dactyliophorus (ringed pipefish), 4950 nucleotides long. RefSeq names its product Rho guanine nucleotide exchange factor (GEF) 7b (gene arhgef7b). The record is from RefSeq and is a predicted model, not a curated record. Gene Ontology annotation, molecular function: protein binding; guanyl-nucleotide exchange factor activity. The coding region runs from base 291 to 3020 and encodes 909 amino acids. The transcript is spliced from 22 exons. Lineage: Eukaryota; Metazoa; Chordata; Actinopteri; Syngnathiformes; Syngnathidae.